CACAACUUCGCUUGGCUCUACAACCGCUAGAACACAGUGCUAGUACGAUCUUGAACUGAAAUUUUGGCAGGUAGCUUUCGGUGGAAGUUCUCCACAUGCGACACAAACUAACUGCAAUGUCCUAUGUCGGAGUCUUGAACGAUAGGUACACCUUCUAGUUGCGAGAAUGAAGUCCGGAGUGCUGAUAGUGGUGUUCAUUGUAGGUGUUUUCGGGGUAAUACCCCCGCACACUGGAGCAACACCAACAGCCUCAUCAGUCUGCACAUCAUGCCUAAGUCCUAAAAUUAUGACCAUUGCUAAUCAUAAUAAGCUGACAAGCGCGACCGGUGCUGGACCUUUUCUGCAACCGCGGACAAUUAUUCCUUUCCCGAACAUAUCCUUCUACAGUAGCUGUUCAUUUGUCCAGAUUGAUAUUACUGCAGAAGAGAUUGGACAAUCCUGCAACGCAACGUUAGUGCUAUUGAAGGAAUUCCCUGGUAAAAAGUAUCAGACCGCCUCUAAACUCAUUCCACCUAGUAAACGUAUGGCGUACAUUGCAACGUGGACUGGGGUGCGCCUUCAGAACUACAUUUCUUACAACAGCAGCGCUAUUGCAGCCUACAUCAUUGGAAUGACACUGCAAACCAACUGCCAGUUGAAUGCAAAAGCUACGCCACAGGAAGUCACGUGGAUCUUGCCACAAGGUAGUGCACCAGAUGUCUUACAGACGUAUACCCUUGGUGCUGCACUGGAGCCUCGUGUCACGAUGACCAUCCGUGCAUCCAAUGCGUGCGAACAAUCUGCAAGUGACAACUGCCAAACACUCUAUCAAAGCUGUCCUGGGUUAGGAGCAACUGGUAAAAUUGCCUUCCAAUACUAUUGCAGUACUGCAUCGCACUACGCCUGUCCGGCAACUACUAUGGUGCAGUCGACCACAACACAAACUGCACCAUCUGCUCUUCCCAGCACGUCCACAGCGACUACAGUUCCUGCUAUCAAACCUGCAACCACACUGGAAACCAACUCUACCGCAAAGAGCGAUGACACUGAAGGGAACAGCACAGAAUCUGCCUCAAUGACUGUCUCAUCACCUACAACAUUGCCACCAUCCAAGCAGUCGACAUCAGCCGUAGAAUCCACAGCAGCGUCUAUGCUACAUGUGGCUAUAUCGCAGCCAGCAGUGUACAUCGGUGUUGCAUCCGGGAUUCUCCUCAUUAUCACAUGUGUGGUGGUGCUGGUUUGUUACUUGCACUGCAGAAAGAACAAGAAAAUGUUUAACAUGGUGAAACGCAAGCUGCCUUCAAUCGUGUCAGUUGCUGGACUUGGUAUGAGACACAGGAGUGGAACGGAUAUUAACCACUAUGAAACAGUUCCAUGCCGCAACUCCGAAGGCGGUGAGCGAUUUGAAUCACUCUCCGAACCCAAUGAGCAGCCACCUCCAGAACUACCAGAGCUACACAGAACGGAUGACACUGUAGACGUAGGGCAAACAGCAAGAAGUCAGCGAUCAAGAAGACUAAAAGCGCUUCACAAUAUGCCGCGGGUGAGUGAGGACACAGCGACGCCAGACUCCAGUCCGGAGCACGAGAUAUCAGCAGAGUGCCCUGGUGAGACCAGAGAACGACUUCUCAAGGCGAAGCCAUCCGCGGCGGCUGAAAGGCGUGCAGUGCUUCGCAGUCCAGGCUCGGCGUCGAUUGAAUCGAACACCGACUAUGGUCGGCAACAAGAUUUCUGGAGGAUCGCAAAAACGGGAAGUGAAUUAUAUUGCACUCCAGAGACCUUAAACUCUGGUGACAUGGAGAGUGCACAGGUACAGCGACGUGCUUCCACCGUUAGUACCGCCACGUGUCCCUCCGUAUGUCCAAGCGACUAUCUGCUGCCAUCGGAGCUGCUGUCCGCUGUGGAUGAAACUCCAGAAAAGCGCAUUCCAGUGACCCGCCGCACCAGCAUAGAAGUUCGAGAAAAGCUCUCGGAAACUAAUGACUACCUGUGCCCGGCCGAAGUGGUGGUGAGAGUGCGUACGCCCAGUACCACGGUACCACCUCAAACCAAGCAAUCACGACAAUCCUCACUCUCUACACCAUGUUACGAGCUAGUUACGGAAUUUCCUGCCGACACACGAAAGACACGCAAACCGUCUGCAACGCCAUCGCUGACAACGUACGACACACCAGGGGAGAUACUUCAGCAAACCAAAACACCAGAUGUUACACGUGCCAGUUACGAAGAUAUCUUGCCAGAGCCAGGGAAUAGCAAGCCACGACUGUCGCGUUUCGUCGCCAACAAACUCCACUCUAGCACAAAAUCCCAGCAGCGCUCAUUCAAACGUUCCAAUCCACCAUCUCCUCACGCAUACGAAAUGGUUGAAAUAACACCGACAAUGUCCCGUGCCACUCAGCCUCACACUGGAACCCUGGAGGAACCAACCGUAGCACAGCAGGCCCAGCUACACGUGCAGCAGAGUUUCGAAGACGACGCACCACAGUUCAUUGAUCUAGGGUCGGGCAUACCAGCCAACGUGAUUACCUCAUCAACAACAGCCAAUGACGUCAUUGUCAACCCAGUAGCCUUUCUACAAAACGGGAAAUCCCUAGAGGGCGACAAUGAGUACAUGAAUGUGUCGCUCGAUGAUGAUUCACUGCUCGCUGCCAUGACAAGAGGACCUGACUCGGGAAAGCGGCUAAGCAACCGAAGAAGCAGCCUGCCUGGUGUACAUGAGCCAAAACUUGCUGAUAAAAGCGUCUCCAAACUCUAACAGUUCCCUCUCCAUGUGUUGGCAGUAAUGGCAGUGUGCCGAGUAAACAUAAAAUAAGAACAGUAAUCAACUCGGCUAUAAACUAUAAAUGCACAAGAUGAGCUCUUUGCUACACUUUGUUGCCUGUCUCCCAACAUUUGAGAAGCAUGCUAUUGAACAAUGUCUCACUCAAUGCAUUAUUCAGGUCAAGUUACCUUCAAUAAAAUGAGAAUUGUAGACUCCAGAACUAAAUAUUGCGACAGAGAUUUCGGCCAUAUUUUCAAUUCAUUGCAUUCCCAACUCAUCACAGCCACGCGCUCUUCAGCCGAACCAUACAGACACCAGCAAGGACACUUCCGUUGAGUGUCUGUAAGGUUCGGCUGAAGAGCGCGUGGUUGUGAUGAGUUGGGAAUGCAAUGAAUUGAAUUGUAGACUCCGCUAUAAUUUAAAAAAUGCAUCAGUUGAGCUCUUUUCCAACUUUUUUUACCUUUCCCACAGCGUCUGUGAAGCAUACAAUUGCACAACACCCAACUCAGUGUAUUUUUCUAUGAAAAUUGCCUUUCCACAUACAUGUACCAGAUCACGGACAGGGAUCAUGCAUACAUCUAACUCUACUGGAUUAGAAUUACCCCAACGAUGGACGAACGCAUCAAAAUAGGCCUUGAUGAUAUUCAACCAAAUCUUCUUCCGUUAAGGUAUUCAAAUGUUUGUUUUUUCUUCUAUAUUUUUGUGGUAAUUGUGUGUUGCUCCCUACGUGGCCUUUCCUGCCGACUUGAAUUCUCACUUGACAUAAUUCUAUUUUGUGGUACAUGGUAUAACACAUUGAUUUCCAUGCUACAGUAAGCACAAGACAGAACCCAAAUUUAGGUCUUUAGCACCUCAUAACGACAUGCACACCAAGGCCCUUUUUUGGCAACAUGUAUUCACGAGAAAGCUUCUGCCAGUUUAUUAAUAUUCUUUUUGAUUUUAAUGAAUUUUGCCCAACUUUCGCUAAUAGGUUAUGGCCCGGUACCCAUGCUAUCGGCAAACCUGAUAAUUAUACUGCGGAACGGCUAAUUUUAACGGGUACUUGUACAUUUUUUC
Sycon ciliatum is the source of this 3796-nucleotide messenger RNA. RefSeq lists its product as uncharacterized. The transcript has 3 exons. The coding region runs from base 167 to 2734 and encodes 855 amino acids. NCBI's taxonomy places the organism in Eukaryota, Metazoa, Porifera, Calcarea, Leucosolenida, Sycettidae. The record is from RefSeq and is a predicted model, not a curated record.